Molecule: messenger RNA, 960 nt
Organism: Conger conger (European conger)
Lineage: Eukaryota; Metazoa; Chordata; Actinopteri; Anguilliformes; Congridae
Product: olfactory receptor 5AC2-like
Exons: 1
Coding region: 1-960 (319 amino acids)
Biological process (GO): G protein-coupled receptor signaling pathway
Cellular component (GO): membrane
Molecular function (GO): G protein-coupled receptor activity; olfactory receptor activity
Source: RefSeq, a predicted model, not a curated record
AUGGAAAAUGAAACUGCAGUGACAUCAUUCAUAAUGCUUGCGUACACUCAGAUGGAAAAGUUAAGAUACCUCAGCUUCUUUAUAUUCCUUAUGUUGUAUGUUAUGAUCCUAGCUGUCAGUUUGUUUCUUAUUGUAGUCAUUUAUAUUAACAAGACAUUACAUGAACCCAUGUAUUUUCAUGUAUGUAACUUGGCACUUAAUGGAAUAUUUGGCAGCACAGGUUUAUUGCCUGCUGUACUGGUACACUUACUGUCCCAUACUUAUGAAAUAUCUCUUUCUUGUUGUCUAACACAGGUUUUCUGUUUGCACACAUAUGCCACUAUUGAAUUUACUAUUUUGGCUGUGAUGGGCUAUGAUCGGUAUGUUGCCAUCUGCUUCCCACUGCAUUAUCACAGAAUUAUGACAUUUUCAAGAAUUUGCAAACUAAUAGCAUUUUCCUGGAUUUAUCCGUGCACUAUUUUCCUCAUGUAUUUCUCGCUGACUCUACGACUGAAGUUUUGUGGGAGGCUUAUACAGAAAGUAUACUGUGUCAACUUUGAACUGGCAAAGAUAGCCUGCUUUGGCAGAUCCAUGAUUAACAUUGCAGGGCUGGCGUCAAUUAUUUUUUUCAUUCUGCCCCAGUUGUUCACUAUACUGUUUUCCUAUGUGAAAAUACUUCGGAUAUGUCUACAGUCCUCCAAAGAAUCACAGCUCAAAGCUCUUCAGACAUGCGCCCCACACUUAUUGUCAGUUACAAUCUAUUCUGUGGGAUCCUUCUUUGAGAUUGUUCAAAGCCGGUUUAAUAUGAGUCAUAUGCCCUCUGGAACGCGAAUUUUUAUGUCACUAUAUUUUAUAUUAUUUCCACCCCUGUUAAACCCAGUAAUUUAUGGUCUGACCCUUCAGUCCAUCAGAAGUCGUCUUUUCAGUACGUUCAGAAAAAGAAAGUUAGCGCCAUCUCCAAAACAGGUUGUACAGAAAUAG